GGUUUUAACCAAUCACAACUUGUUGUUCGCAAUGUGCAUAGUAUGGCGGCCACUGUAAAACCAUUUGAUCGUACCUGACAAUUUUUCUCUUUGAGUUUUUAAAAAACCAUAAUGGACAUAGAUGAAAAGCUUCGAGAGCAGAGCAAGGUGCUUUUGCAGAAAUUAAAAGCAAAACAAGGCAGACUACAGCAAAUGUUAUCAACCAGUGCCUCGGAAAAGUUAAACAGUACCAAGGCAGAAAAUUCAUUACAUGAAAGAAGUGGAGAUUUUCAAACAUCCCAACAUCACGUGACACAACCAAAAGAAUUUGGUGUAAAACAGCAUGAUGGAGAAACAGUCAUCAAAACAUCCAAAGAAAACGGACGAUCCAGAAUAAAGAUAUCAAAACCAAAGCAAAUUCAACUUGAGAACAAAGAAAACCUACACCAAACAAGUCAUUCAAAACAAGGCCUCCAGUCCAAAGAUUUGAUGCAGGAUGACAGCAAGAAAGAAAAAAUCUAUGAUCCUAGCAUUCCUUACAGAAAGGCAAGCAGUUGGAGGGAUGUUGAAAAUGAAACCAGAAAAAAAGUAGAAAGAGAGAGCAAGGCUGUAUCGGAUAAAAGAAAUAUUAUUGACCGUAAUGUACAUGUUGAAGGAGAAGAUUUAGUUGAUUUGACAAAGAACAGUGGUCUGAAUUUUAGUUACUCCAGAUUUGAUGAAAGUGAACUUGAUUUUGCUAAGGCAUGUGUAGAUGAGUCUGUAGAUGUAGAAGAACCUGAGCAAUACUAUGGCAGACUUCAAGAAUCAGGAAAUGAUAAGAGGGCAGCCAGAUUGAUUCAAGAAUCUUACAAACCAAAAUCAAUUCUUCAAACUACAGGACCUAAAAGUCUCCAAAAGUCCUUGAGCAGAGUGAGCUUCCUGACAUCCCAGGACAGUCUAGGCAGUGACAUUGACCCUGAGGGGACACGCCAUUUGUUGGGCUACGACUGGAUAGCGGCCCUACUGGACAAUGACCGGGGAGCCACUAAUCACCCAGAAAGUUACUUUGACGAAUUAAGAGAGUUCAGACGGCUUAAUAGGGAUGAAUGUGUUAAUAGAUUUUACAUGGAAGGACCCGAGUCCUUGUUUUAUGAGUCGUCAGACCCAGAACCUGUCAAAGAAAUACUGCAGGAUACUAAAUACAAUAAGGGUAGAUGUAGUUCACAUAAAAAGAACAAGGUCAAGCCAUACAUAGUGAAUGACAGACUGUUUACUGAACCUUUGAGGAAUACCCUCCUUCCUGGGGAGGACAUCGACUCUCCCGAGGACAGGAAGACUGCAAAGAAACCAACCCUGGAAAACCCUCGAUUUGUCAGAGUCAGUAUCCCUAGAUCUACACUGAUGUCACCUCACCGUGUCAAACCUCACCGCAGAAAGAGCUUAGAAGACACAGACUCGUUCUCUAUAUCUCGGCACUGUAUGAAGGGCUACGAAAACUCGGUUCCCUCUAUGGUUCCCACAGCAUCAAACAUCGGCCUGAGAGAUGCUUCAAAAGGCAUCAAGUCUAAAAUGCAAACUACCCUGACUGAUGCUGAAAGGAUCGCCUCUAGCUUUCCUUACGCCUGGGACACUUCCAUGGCUGACCAGUUGAAGCCGGUUAAUUCCAGCCUGUACACCUCAUACCAGGAUAUGACCCUCCCCUACAGCAUGCGCUCAAACAUCCCGGGGGUGGGGGAGGAAUCGGUCAGGCUGAAGAAAGCGACCGAGGAUCUGCUCAACUCCACUUACUCGCUGAUGUACGAGAUGCAGAAUAUCAAAAAGAACAGGGAGAUUGGUGUGUAGGGGUAGGGACUGCUUAGAGGGAACAUAGUGUAUGUGAUUUUGUUUUUAUUUAUUCUUAAUUAUUAUGUAUUAUGUACUGAAGCUGUUAUUUUAUAGCAUUAAAAUAUUUUAUCUCUGAA
Messenger RNA from Magallana angulata, 1919 nucleotides. RefSeq lists its product as uncharacterized. NCBI's taxonomy places the organism in Eukaryota, Metazoa, Mollusca, Bivalvia, Ostreida, Ostreidae. The transcript has 9 exons. Gene Ontology annotation, biological process: negative regulation of G2/M transition of mitotic cell cycle; negative regulation of cell migration. Bases 112 to 1800 code for a protein of 562 amino acids. The record is from RefSeq and is a predicted model, not a curated record.